Messenger RNA from Manis javanica (Malayan pangolin), 4081 nucleotides. The record is from RefSeq and is a predicted model, not a curated record. Lineage: Eukaryota; Metazoa; Chordata; Mammalia; Pholidota; Manidae.
GACGGGCCGGGGAGCGGCCUCUAGGCGGCGCCGACGAGCCCGCCGCGAGGGAAAGCCCCUGGCGAGGCCCGAGCUUCCCGGCGUGCGCCCCGGACGCGAGCGGUCGGGGAGCGUCCCGGGAAGCCUUCGGAAGAGAAGCGAAGCCGAGCUGACCGCGGAGAGGCGCCUCGCGGCAGGCAGUCCCGCAGGCCUUCAGCGCCCGGAGCACCUGUUUCCGAGAGCCCUGCCGGGCGGCCAUCUACGAGACCUGCGGGCCCAGGCGGGGUCCAGCCGGCUGUCCUCCCUGACCAUCUUCUCGGAGUAGACGCCGGUCUCCAACACGGCCAGGCAGACCUGCAGGAGAGGAUGGCCCACGUGGGAGGCCACAGACAGAUGCCCUGGCUCCCUGUCCUCGUGGUGUCCCUGAUGUGCCCGGCCAGAGCAGAAUACUCCAGCUGUGGUGAGAACGAGUACUACAACCAGACCACAGGACUGUGCCAGGAGUGUCCGCAGUGUGGGCCAGGCGAGGAGCCCUACCUGUCCUGUGGCUAUGGCAGCAAAGAUGAGGACUAUGGCUGUGUUCCCUGCCCAGCAGAGAAGUUUUCCAAAGGAGGCUACCAGAUAUGCAGGCGCCACAAAGACUGUGAAGGCUUUUUCCGGGCCACCGUGCUGAUGCCGGGGGAUGUGGAGAAUGAUGCCGAGUGUGGGCCUUGUCUCCCUGGCCCAUCUCUGCUCACGUGUUAUCCCCCUGGAUCACUGCAUCUGAUUAAAAGCUACUACAUGCUGGAGAACAGACCCAGGAACAUCUACGGUAUGGUCUGCUACUCCUGCCUCCUGGCGCCCCCUGACACCAAGGAAUGUGCGGGAGCCAGCCCAGGGGUCCCAGCCAACGUGCCCGAUUCCUUGGGCAGCAGCACCCGGUCCCCUUUCCAGCAUGCCCACAAAGAGCUCUCAGGCCAAGGGCACCUGGCCACAGCCCUCAUCAUCGCCAUGUCCACCAUCUUCAUGAUGGCCGUCGCCAUAGUCCUCAUAAUCAUGUUCUACAUCACAAGGACGAAGCCUCCUGCCCCAGCCUGCUGCACCAGCCACCCAGGGAAGAGCGUGGAAACCCGAGUGAGCCAGGAAGAGGAGAAGAAAGAGGCCCAAGACAGUGUGGUGAUUUUCUCUGAGAAGGACGAAUUCGAGAAGCUGACAGCAGCCCCAGCAAAGGCUGUCAAGAAUGAGAAUGACGCCUCGUCUGAGAACGAGCAGCUGCUGGGCAGGAGCAUGGACAGUGAUGAGGAGCCCGCCCCCGACAAGCAGGGCUCCCCUGAGCUGUGCCUGCUGUCGCUGGUGCACCUGGCCAGGGAGAAGCCAGCCACCACCACCAAGACGGCCGGGAUUCAAAGUCGAAGGAAAAAGAUAUUGGAUGUGUACACCAAUGUGUGUGGAGUGGUUGAAGGUCUGAGCCCCACAGAGCUGCCAUUUGAUUGCCUUGAGAAGACAAGUCGAAUGCUCAGCUCCACGUACAACUCCGAGAAGGCCGUGGUGAAGACGUGGCGCCACCUUGCCGAGAGCUUUGGGCUGAAGAGGGAUGAGAUCUGGGGCAUGACAGAUGGCAUGCAGCUCUUCGACCGCAUCAGCACGGCAGGCUACAGCAUCCCAGAGCUGCUCACAAAACUGGUACAGAUUGAGCGGCUGGAUGCCGUGGAGUCCUUGUGCGCGGACAUCCUGGAGUGGGCUGGCGUUGUGCUGUCUGCCUCCCAGCCGCCCGCCGCCCCCUGAGGAGCAGGCCUGUGGACCGUCCUCCCUGGGCUGCGCCCGGAUUGGACAAGGACCCGGAACUGUGAACGGAGCCAGCAGGCUGCCAGGGGUCAGGCUGCUCCUGCCUUGUCACCAGGACGUGCCUUAGGCUGUCCCAGGCAGCAAGAGGACGGGAGGCCUGUCUUCUAGUCUAGCCAAAGAUCAAAGCGUAAAGCUGGGAUGCUCCCCACGGCUUGCCUGUACCUCACCAGGCAGAACACAUAUUUAUUCACCCAGCCACCGGCCGGCCAGCCCACCAUUAACUCAUUCAAGGGACUUUAUUUGGUAUCAAAGGAACAAAACAAUGUGGAAUGCUAGAUGAAGAGUCUGGUCCCUCUAUUUAAGGGAGAGACAGGAGUAAUGUCUACAAGGCAGAAACAGCCUGAUCCUUGGCUAGAAGAUACCAAACAACCUGGAUGAGGGGGAUUCUUAACAGAAGUUCUAGGAGAGGGAGAUGGCCUCCCACUGAGGUGAUGGUAAAAUGGCCACAAAAUGCUGACACCCCACUUGGUGUGUUGUUUCGGGUCCAGUACAAGUCUGUUAAUAUCCCAUGUGGCUUCAUUAGGAUAACCCUGCCUAUUCUUGAGGUCGUCGUAUUCCUACAGCCCUUCCAGUCACUGAUGGGGGAGCUCGCUCGACUUGUCCGGUCCGGGAGACCUGUACAGGAGUCUCACUUGCUCUAAGUUCGAGGCCCAGGAGCCCAGUGGUUUUGUAUCACAUGUGGAUUGCCUUCCACCCUCAUCCUCAAUCAGAUUUGGCCCUUUUGGGGCAGCAAUGCUCAAGGACACAAGCCAUGUAAAUUACAUGUCUUGCUGAACAGAAAUGAGUGGCCAGCUCUGCUUAGAAAGGGGAAUGGUGGCUUCCGAAGAGUUCAGCCAUGCAUUAUUCUAGAUUUUGAGUGUCUGAGACUUGUGAAUGAGCUCAUGGUAUGAGAGUUUCGGACUCCAGCCUACUGAGCUGGAAGGAGAAGGAAGCCCCACAGUGAGGAAAGAGCCUGGGCUUAGAGUCCAGGGACCUGCUUCUAGUGCUGCCAACUUGGGCCACUUCCUUCUCCCUCCCUUGGCUUCUGUUUCUCUUCUGCAAAUGAGAGGUUGGGCUGUGAUUCUAUAGUCAGGAAAAUAAGGCUCAGGGGAGCAAAAAGGAAGGUGGAGCUACAGGAAAUGCCAAGCCUUUGAGCUGCUCCCUGGAAGUGAGUACAGUGUAAGUCAUCAAGUAAAAUGAGAAUAAAACAGAAAAACUGAGAUUUGGGGUUUUCACAGUAGCUAUAAUUGUUUGGCAUACAUUUACAGAUAAGGUUAAUAAAACAGCACUGUUCUUGGCAAAUUCUCUUAUUACACUUGCAGCUGUCCAGUGCUGCGGAGCCAGGGUGGUGAGCAGGCCAGGGGGUUAAUGUAGAGUCACUGCUGAGUUCCCUACUGAUAGGUCUGACUGUGGUUUUUACCAAAUUAAAAAUAGUCUCUGAUUUAUAAAGCAAUGUUUUCAAAGUUACAUCGCGUAACUGAAGAAAUGCUUUGGAGGAGGAAAUCAGUCAUAUGUUUAAAGCCAACAAGCAAUUUCCCACCAGUGAAUGUAGAACAUACUGCGAUAGGAUCAUAAUUAGGUCGUGAAUAUUUAGUAUCAUCAUUUGCUGUGUCUGUUUGCAGCUGUGUUUCAGAACCUAUCUGUUGUAUCCUAUAAGCUGACUACUCCACAGCAGUAUUUAACCAUCCUCGUAGCUUCUCUUUGAAAUCCUGCAGCGUCCCUGUCCUAUGCUUUGUGAUAAUGAUGAUACAAGCCUCCCCUUAAUUCGACUGCAGAUGUCACAUGUGAUGAGCAUGCUACUCUAGGGGAUGGCCUGCAGCUUCUCUAGAGCGUUCUCAGAGAGAGAGCAGGUGUAGCUGUCCUCUGGCUCCGGGGCUUUGCCCCAUUUCACACUGUUAGGAUUCUGGGGCCAGAGUUCCAGGCAGCGUCAGACCACGUCUCACUGACUCUUGGCUGUUUUUAAGGCACCAGUCCUUAUAUGGUCACACAUUCAGUCGUUAUUUACUUAUUUGGAAACAAAUCCAAGAAAAGUUUACUGCUAUGAACUUUAGCCUCCACUGUGGAAUUCAGACCGAGACUGUAGUGAUCCCCACUGACCAAAGCUGGGAUCCCGCAUGCCAUGUCAUAUAGAGACAGACAUUAUUUUGCCAGACUUAAAAGCAUUUAGGAAACACCCCAGGCUAGAGCUAUGGCCCUUAGCCAAUGAAGUCUUAACUGUCAAUGUUUUUUGUCUAAUUCUGUUUAUGUAACUUAUUAUAUUUUACAAGUUCAAUCAAUAAACUAAUAAAAAGGAGACCUU